Ceraceosorus bombacis is the source of this 5716-nucleotide messenger RNA. The record is from the annotation of a GenBank genome assembly. NCBI's taxonomy places the organism in Eukaryota, Fungi, Basidiomycota, Exobasidiomycetes, Ceraceosorales, Ceraceosoraceae.
AUGGCACAAGAGCCGAAUGAGGAAGUAAGCACGCCGGGCGCAGACAGCGGCUUAUGCAGUUUUGACCUCUGUGGAAGGGCGUCCAGAGUGCUAGGUGCUGAGAGCCGAUUUAGGUGCUGGCCGAAUAAAGAAAGUUAAUUGGGGAAACAGCGCGUGGCUAUGAGACGAUGAAGGGAAAGGCGCGAAAGCUCCUUCUUUCGGAGUGUAGAAGGGGGGACGUCUGAAGGAUGGGCGAGUAGAUGGGGGUGUUGACGUCGCUACGAGUAUUGUGAGGUGCGGAAGGACUGGGCAGAGGGAGAUAGGAUGAAGGAGUAAGAUUCGUAGCUGGACGAUUCCAGGAUUGGUGCCAGAUGACUGGAGGCUGGAUGUAAAUGAGGGGAAGCUAUACAAGUCCUUCACAAUUGUGAGUUGGCAGGGGGAGAGGAAGCGCAAUCACCAAUCCCGCCUUGUCCAUCGUCGUGAGCGCGUGUGCAGCAAGCAGCACUCAAAAUUGCAGGCAAGUUGGCCGGUACGGAUGCCAAGGGGAAGGGGGCAAGCGCGUAAGGGACGCACGCACGCGCACAUCAUGGAAAGAUCCCGCGCGCGCCAGAAAGUCUGUCGCGAGCAUCAUCGCAGCAGCAGCUGGCGAGUCACCAUGCAACCCGCUGCGCUCGGAUCCCGCGUCGCGCGAGUCAUGAUAUCACACAGUCUUGAUGCUCGACUCUUUCACGGCUACAAAGCCGUCACUGUGGGCGCCUGCCAUGCAAUUGCUGCUGCAUCGCGACUCACCACUCGGACAGACUGCCGUGAGGCCAUCAUGCAGCCCCUGUUGGACUUUCCUAUUUCACCACGCAUGAAAGUGUGGUCUAAUAAACGAAUCGACGUGACCGGUGCCUGCAGAGCACACAGCUGGCACGCCACUUGCUCGCCAUGCCUCUCGUAAGGAUAAACACGAUCGAGCUUUUGUGAUCGCGGGCAGGGCUGCCGCUGAUGGGGAUGGCAUCCAUGCGCCAUGCAUCAGCAGCAGCGAUCCGCCUCCGUGCAUAGACGCUCGCAGCUCGUCUGCAUCCGCGCAGCAAUUGUUUGGCUUCAACAAGGCCUUUGCCUAUCGCGCUUCGCAAGCUUAUUCUAGCUGCCUCGAUCAUUCAUAGUCAAGAAUGGUACAUAGCGAAGUAUCUGCCAACGUUAUGAGAAAAAUCAGCCAAUGAUAUUCAUAACUAACACGUUAGCGAGCGCUCAAUUGACUGAGACCUGCACAACAAAUAGCCGCUAUUACUAGCUGUUGCCGCACGGUGCUGCACACGAUGAUGCUUUCGCCUGCUGAGCAAUCACACGAAACCUUGAUCGCGACAAGGCUGCACAGCAGCCGCCGCCGCCUUGCUUUCAACAGCAAGCUAGGUGUCUAUAUGAAAAUUGGCAACAAGCACACACAAUCACAAACAAAGUGCACUUAAAAAGCGUGUCUUAGGCCGAUAUUAUGACACAUAUGAGCAAGGGCAGGUCCGAGCUGCCACACGGUCACGAUUUCAAACUCCGAAGUUGCUGCUGAUGAUGAUGCCGCACACCCCCGCCCCCGCGCCCCCCAGUCUCGCUCCGCUGUGCCAUCUGGCGCGCUUCAUUUGGAUGCAACAACCGCAAUGCUGGACUCGACACCGAAGGCUCGCGGUUGUGUGAACCCCUGCGUGAAUAAUUAAGCUCCUCUGACGGCAGGAAUUCCUUGACCGGCCUGAAUUCAUGGCUAGCUGUGGCAAAGUCGUCCUGACUUAAAUGAAUCGUCCCCUUGCGUCGCACGCGCCGCGCGGAGGGGCGGGGCGCGCCGAGCGCUGGUGCCGGUACGGCAUGAAUCGAUCUUGAAUGCUGCCGCGCGGAUCUCAAAUGGCUGUGAUGAGUCUACAUGAGGCCGCCCAAAGCAAGAGUCAAGCAUGUCACAAGACCGGGUGAGAUCAAAGGCGGGUCUUCGGUCGAGUCUUGGUGCGUGCUGUUGGAUGAUCUUCUGCAUUGCUUCAAGUCCUUACUGCAUCACGUGAUUCACAAGACAUCGUCGCGCCACGGAGUGCGCGAGAGAACCGCGCGACGCGACCCUUCAUACCACAGCUCGUCAAAAGUUUCACUGCAUGGCAUUGAGUCACGGUGACUGCGAAACCAGUCAUGCUGAGCGGAGAAGGUAGAAGGGGCCUCCAUUGACACGACCAUACGUAUCACACACCUGAUCCAGCACUCUUUGCUUUCCAUCUCGUACACGAACACAGCUGCAAGUAUCGAAGUCCGUCUCUGACCGGCCUUCGCAAACUCUUUGACACCUCCGACGCGCCCCCUUGUCGAGUAUAUGCAUCACACCCGCAAUCGCAAUUUAAGACAGCACACUUCACAACGCUCUCACACACAGACAUCGCGAGAAUCUGGACAACAUGGCGCAGUUUACAAUGACCCCGCUCUCAUCGAUGGUGGCUCCUCAGAUCACCAGCAGCCUUCGCUUCGACCACCUUCAGCCGAGGCACAUCGAGGCGUACAGCAAUUCAACAGAGUUGCUCAGCGUGCCGGCAGACGCCACGCAGCGAGACUUGCACUGCAAGAUGAUCGAGAGGAUGACGAGCCUGCAUUAAAGGGCUUUCAUCCUGACUGCGAUGACGACGAAGCCAUCGCUCGGGCAUUGGCCGAGGCGGAUGACCACCAUUCGAGAUCGCCCGGCGAUCAGGAAGCGACAGCCUCGGAGCUCGAUUCUGAAGAGGCCGACUCGUGAGUCUUCGCACUCCAGCAUGCUAGCGGCCCAUCGUCAGUGCGCUCAUAGACUAACUAGAACUUGUAUGCGGCCCGUAUCGACAGGUGUCCCUUGCUGCACCUUCCGCCUGAGCUGCUGGUCAGGAUUCUCGCGUUCUUGGACCCAAUCAGUCUGGCAACAGCUGCCCGCACGUGUCGUCUAAUCGGUCAAUGGACUCGAGACGAUUCGACGUGGCGUUUGGCUUUCGCUCUCGCUUUCGGCCUAGAGAAUAAAGACGUGGUGCCCAGUUUGCGGCGCAUCGAGUCCGGAAGCUGGAAGCUGGAGUAUUUUCGCCGCUCAGAGACUCUUCGCCGCUGGCGCAAAUCGCGUGCACCCACUGUCAUCCACGAUCCGCACAUCGCGACGCUCAGCGGAUUUGCACUUAAUCUGCAGCAUUCGUUCCUUCUCUCGGUAUCGCAGACCCACGGAGUCGCCGCUCGAUCCAAUCCAUUUUCGGGCAAGGUUGCCCUUGGCUUCCUGGACGCCCGUGGAGGCAUCGUCAAUCAUACCUCCCACGCGGACGCGCUCAUUAGUGCAGUCGCUCUCGAUGCCGAUGCAGGGCGUGUCAUUUGGGGAUCGGUCACCGGUGGCGUCACUCAAACGACUUUGACGCGACAAGGCAACAAGCCGCACGCCCUCAUUCGCAGUCAUGCCUUUUCGGGUCGUGCAGCGCAUGCUGGCAGUAUUCUAGCAAUUGCGCCAGCUCUUGAUGGCAACAAACCAGGCUCCCAAGGAAUCGGCAGAGCUCCUGAGCGUCUCCGACAGAAGCAGGAGGCCCUCGGAGAUGCUGCACUGACUUUUGUCACCGCUGGUACUGACGCUACAGUCCGUCUGUGGUGCCCAAGCCGGCCUGUGCCCUUGUGGACAGGUCUGGUCAAAGCGCAGCAGCGCGACGACAGCGGCGCGAUUCUACCGCCUUCGCGAGUUGCACCGCCGCCAGUGGUAUGCGUCGACUACGAUGCAUCAGCGGGCGUCGUUGCUGCCGGCACGUCUGAAGGAGAAAUCUGCAUCUGGAAAAACCUCGAUGUCAAAGCACUUCUCGCACUACCAGCUACUGCCCUUGAAGAGCCAGGAGCGAUAGCAACACCGUCGCAGCGAGAGGCGAGGGAGCGCUAUCGAGCCGUGCUCUCUGCCGUCACCCGGCACGAGCUGCCUAAACCUGCCAAAUACGCCAUGCACGAUCCAGCAGUGGAGUCGGUAGUGCUCGAGCAAGCCCCGAUCCAAAUCUCAGCCUCGUGCUCAAGCAAACCAGUCAGCUUGCUAGCACGCUAUGCGAGAGCGCCCUUCUUUUGCAAGCAUACGCUUCAUCCUUCAGGCGCCGGACAACAAGCGCGUGUUAUCAGCAGAAUGUUUAGCUCUCCAACAAGCACGGCAAUCACGUCCGUCAGGCCUGAUUUCGAGAUGUAUGCUCUGAAGGCUCGUCGCCAUGCAACGUCCGCCCAGGGGCAAGUCGUCAAAGAGUCCGAAGCUACCCCUGUGCCGGUUCCUUCGAGCUCCCUCGUCCUCGGGCAACCUUCUACUCCGCUUGGCGAGGCAAGUUUUGCGGAGCGAACAUGUGUAUUUGCGGGCACGAUGGACGGACACGUCUGCGCAUGGGACUGGAGCGACGAUGCUACCAGUGCAUCUCUGUGCAGCCCAGUCCGAUCGCUUGAGAUCCGCGCGCACCAUUGCGCCAUCACGGCAAUAGACGUGACAGCACACGCUGUGGUAGUCGGCGCUGCCGACGGGACCAUCAAAGCCUUUUGCCCUCUUUCCGGGGCGCACAUUCGGACAUUUAACGAUCGCACCGCUACACGCCAUCCAGCCCGAGCGCUCAUGGCCGGAGACAUGUCAGUCGAAGAGGCAUCAAAGUACGCGGUCAGCCAAAUUGCAAGUGGACCUGACACGCUGGUGGCCGCCAUCGGUCCACACGUCCUGGCGUGGCGAGCUGGUCCUCUGAUCAAAGGCAAGCGCGCGUUAGGGUUGACAGGUGAGACAGGCUUGAACAGAUCGUCGGGAAGACCGGCGCGCACCAAGGAGAGCAAAUUCGUGGUUGGUAGAGAUCUUCGCGACGACGUUCAAGAGACUGCCACACGGCUCCAAAACGAGCGAGACUCGGCGCAAGCCGAAUGCCAUCGUUUGCGCUUCGUAGCAGGCAGUGCAGAGAACGACCUUGACGAGCAGGACGCUCUGCAGCUGGCUUUGAUGCUCAGUAGAGACGAAGCCGAAGCGGGUAAAUUCCGCGCCGUCGAUGAGCACGGAGUCGCCGAUGGCCCCUCUUCGAGUCGCACACCAGCACGCGGUGAGACCCCUCCGCCAGACGAUAUUGAAGCGGUGUUGCAACAAAUUGCGAUAGCGGAGAGCCAAUGGCAAGCAGAGCACGAGCGUGCUGAGCGCAGUACCUCCACCUCCGCUCAAGAAUCAGAACACGAUUUCACUGGUGUUGAGGACUUGUCCACGUCAGCUUCUCCAUCUCCUUCGCCGUCCCCGCACUCAUUACCGCUGACGUCCCCGUCGCGGGCUUGGGACAUUAUCGCCACGGCAGGCUCUUCCGCUAGUCCGUCUACGCGAGCUAUGAGGAGGACGCCAAAUGCCAAGGUUCAGACUGUGCAGGUCCCUGCAGCCGCUCGACGAGGCUCGCAAAGAAGUCUCGCAGGUGGUAGCCUAAGCGGGAGUUUGACUGGAUCGGCGAAUCUCAGCGCCACAAGCGGACCGUGGACUCCCGCGGGCGUUGGCGAUCCCCCAGAGCUGAACUUGGACAGCUCUGAUGCCUGGCCCCUCGCAACGAGCCCUUCGGGUCCUCAUGCAACGAUGAGCAUCCCGUCUCUCUCGACAUCAGAGGUAGCCAGCCCUUCGGCUCACGCAUGGCGGAGAAGCUCGAGUUCCAGUGCUGGUCCGUCUCUUCCAAACUCGCAUGCCCCUUCUUCUUCGAGCUCCAGCAAAGGCGGCAACCACAAUGCCUGGGUUCGUGGCAGCAUUUCGCACCAGGAUUCGUUGUGA